AUGGCAACCACUACGGCUGACGACACGGCCUACGUGACAACAACUGAGGCCAUACACCUCGCUCCCGAACUCAACUCCUCCAUCACCCAUAUCCUCCGCUCAAAGGACCCUCUCGACGCACAAGAGUUCAGCUCCGUCGAAUACAUCAACAAAAUCUUCCCCAAUGAAUACUCGUUGUCGACAGUAGAUCAGGUGUUGGCCAGGCUGCAGGCAAAAGCAAAGCAGGUCCAGGAGGAACUUCGGGAACUGACACGAGCCCAAACCGAUGGUGGUCAAAAGGGACAAGAGGAAGUCGAAGCAGCAAAGAAAGGCAUCGAGAUGCUGUUCUUCAAGAUCAAGGAGAUCAAGGAAAAGGCGACACAGUCGGAGCAGAUGGUCCAGGAGAUUACUCAGGACAUCAAGAGUCUCGACUAUGCCAAGCGACACCUCACUACAUCCAUCACAACUUUGAAGCGUCUUCAAAUGCUGGUCACGGCGGUAGAUCAAUUGAAGGCGAUGGCUCAGAGGAAACAGUACAGGGAAACCGCCCAACUUUUGGAGGCCGUCUUGCAAUUGAUCCAGUACUUCCGGACGUUCCAAAACGUCAGGCAGAUCGCAGAGUUGACAGAGUCGGUUGCAAGGUUGCAGUCUGAGCUGGAGCGGGAUAUUGUCAAGGACUUUGAGCAUGGAUUUACACAGGAAGGCAUUCUGGUCGGGAACAUUGGACAACUGGCCAGCGCGUGUCUUGUUAUAGAUAUUCUCGGCGAUGAUGUCAGGCAGAACCUGAUAGAAUGGUACUGCAAGUUACAACUUCGAGCAUACCGCUCAGUGUUCAAGCCAAAUGAGGAAGUUUCAGCGCUGGACAACACAUCUCGACGCUACGCCUGGCUGAAACGUCUCCUGAAGAUCCAUGACGAAGAGCACGCCCAUAUCUUUCCUGCCAGCUGGGACGUUUCUCGCAUUCUCUGCAUGCAGUUCUGUCAAAUCACAAGGGUGGAUCUGACAGAUAUUCUUGCAAGGAGUACGUCAACAGCGGAUGUGCCACUUUUGCUUCAGGUCUUACAGCUUACCCUAGAGUUUGAAAGUCAGCUGGAGACUCGCUUCAUGAGCAGGGAUGUCGAUUAUGCACUGAACGAGGAUGCAGAAUCGGCAGGAUUCUCAGAGAGUAUAUCGCCCUGCUUUGAACCAUACCUCAGCCUUUACAUCGAAGCCGAAGACAAGACGUUGGAGGAAAAGAUUAAUGGAUUCAAGUUACAGGAACCAGUGCCAGAGGACGACCUUUCAGUAACGGUGCUCGCAUCAAGUACCGACAUCUUUUUGUUCUACAAAUCAGCUAUGACAAAUUGUGCAAAGUUGUCACGAAAGAAGCCCUUCUUGGACCUAUGCACCGUCUUUGGGAAGUGGCUUCGUGUCUACGCCAAUGACGUCCUCCUGGCCAAACUUCCCAAACAGGGAGACAAGCGCCCUAUCAACAGAGAGUUCCUCCGGUCGAUUUGCAUCGUCUUGAACACUGCCGAUUACUCUCUCACCACUACCAGCCAGCUCGAGGAGAGGCUAUGGGCUAACAUCGACCCAGAAUUCGUCGAUCAAGUCACUAUGGAGCCCGAGAGACAGGCAUUCUUGCAGUACGUUACAUCUGCUCCCGAAGCCAAGGAUAUGAUUAUCUCGGCGUGUACGCGAGCACUUGUGAGGGCGGUGGAGACUCACUAUGAACCUGGAAUGGUCUCAAUGUCCAAGUUACCCUGGGGCACCGUAGAAUAUGUGGGCGACCAAUCCGAAUAUGUGUCAAUGAUCCAUGCUACCCUCAAGACCUGUGUCGGCGCGAUCCAGGAACUGGUCACCAAUAAGCGGUACUUCAGAACGUUCUGUGACAAGUUGAUCGAGUCGUUUGUGUCGCGUUUCGCAGCCAAUUUGACGCGGUGUAAACCCAUCUCGGAGAUUGGGGCCGAGCAGAUGCUGCUGGAUACGCAGGCUGUCAAGUCGUUCUUGGUCGAGAUUCCAAACCUUGGUUUGGAAACUACCGUUACCGUCCCCACCUCGUUUGUGAAGUUUGUGAAUAGGGGGUUAGGCAAGGUGGAGACGAUCCUCAAGACAGCCAUGAGCCCACACGAACCCUAUGACAUGUUCAUCGACCACUACUUCCUCCUUAUCUCCGACCGGAAUCUCGGCAACUUUCAACGCAUCCUGGAACUCAAGGGACUCAAGCGGACCGAACAACAACAGAUGGUUGAUGCCUUUCAGAAGAAACAGACGGGAAUGGAUAACUUGCAGGAGAACUCGAAUGUCAUGUCCCUCCUCCAGGUCAUGCCUGCUCAGAUCUCGGCGCAGGGUGUUGUCGGACCUUCGGCUGGCUUGGCCGGUAAUAUGGCGGGUCUUGGAAGUGGUACUGUGGCUGGGUUGAUGACCCCUGGGGGACCUGGUACUGAUGGUGGUAGUGGUGGAGGUAGCGGAAACCCGUAUCAGUUGGGGAAUAUUGUCACGUCGAGUAUUUUGAGUCAUAGUCCGUUUGCGGCGUUGGCGGCUCAGCAUCUGAACUCGAAUUCUCCGGGUGGUGGGGCGCAUUCCCUUGGAGGGGAAUUGGAUACUGGGAGCGGGUCGGGCGUCGGUCAGAGUGGUGGGUUGGGUGUUGGUCAGGCAAGUGGAGGUGGAGGGGGAGGGGGAGGAUCGUUUGCGGCUGGUGCCAAGAUUAAUGUCAACAUUCGCAAGUUUGUUGCGGGGAUUCGGGCCAAGAAGGAUCAGGACCCUGGUGCUGCUGCGGGUGGUGGUGGUGGACCUGCUGGACCUGCUGGUAAUUAA
Molecule: messenger RNA, 2775 nt
Organism: Linnemannia hyalina
Lineage: Eukaryota; Fungi; Mortierellomycota; Mortierellomycetes; Mortierellales; Mortierellaceae
Source: the annotation of a GenBank genome assembly